Molecule: messenger RNA, 1685 nt
Organism: Salvia splendens (bonfire salvia)
Lineage: Eukaryota; Viridiplantae; Streptophyta; Magnoliopsida; Lamiales; Lamiaceae
Product: serine/arginine-rich splicing factor SR45
Exons: 12
Coding region: 103-1395 (430 amino acids)
Biological process (GO): mRNA splicing, via spliceosome
Cellular component (GO): cytoplasm; nucleoplasm; ASAP complex
Molecular function (GO): RNA binding
Source: RefSeq, a predicted model, not a curated record
UUUACAUACCUUCUUUUUUAUUCAUUACAUACCUUCAACUCGUUGAGUUACUGAGUUAGGUUAGGGUUUAUCGGGAGAUAGUACUUCAAUCGCUCUACUCCAAUGGCCAAACCCGCCCGCGGCCGCCCGGCGUCGCCGUCGGGAUCAGAUUCUCGCUCUUCUUCCCGCUCUCGCUCUCGUUCCAUUUCCCGUUCCCGCUCCCGUUCUUACUCCGGCUCAGGCUCCCGCUCCCGCUCCUCUUCCAGGUCGCGCUCCCGCUCUAAAUCCAUAUCCUCCUCCUCCUCUCUUUCUCGCAGCGGCAGCUCCCGCAGCCCUCCGCCGCGGAAAAGUCCUGCUGAAGGGGCCAGGAGAGGUCGCUCACCUCCACCACAAACUAAGAAAUCUUCCCCACCUCCAAGGAAAGCUUCACCUGCUCCUGAAUCUCUUGUGCUGCAUGUGGACCAGCUCAGUAGGAAUGUUAACGAAAACCACUUGAAAGAAAUAUUCGGUAAUUUUGGUGAAGUGGUGAAUGUACGGGUGGCAAUGGAUCAUGUUGUUAACCUUCCCAAAGGAUUUGCGUAUGUUGAGUUCAAGAUUAGGGCAGAUGCUGAAAAGGCCCAGUUAUAUAUGGAUGGUGCUCAAAUUGAUGGUAAAGUUGUUAGGGCGAAGUUUACAUUACCUGAGAGAAAGAAGGUUGCUUCUCCUCCCAAAGCUGUUGCAACCACAUCAAGGAGAGAUGCCUCAAAAGCCGAGGACACUGCUGUGGAUGGUGAUAGAGAUGAUGAAAAACGCCUAAGAGAUGUUUCUCCUCGUCGGAAGCCACUCUCUCCACCUCGAAGGAGAUCUCCUGGACCACGAAGAGGAUCUCCUGGACCACGAAGAGGAUCUCCUGGACCACGAAGGGGAUCUCCUAGACGAGAGCAAGAUUCUCCUCCCCCACCUCGCCGUAGAGCUGAUUCUCCUUACCGACGAGGUGACUCCCCUCCAAUUAGGAGAAGGGCUCCUCUAUCUCCUGCUAGAGGCCGCUCACCUUCUCCUCCGAGACGCUUCAGGUCACCGCCAAGGUCAUCUCCAAGAAGAAUACGUGGUAGUCCUGUUCGUCGGCGAUCUCCUCCUCCACCUAGGCGGCGUUCACCAAGACGUCUCCGAAGUCCUCCAAGAAGGUCUCCUGUUGGUCGCAGACGUAGUCGCUCUCCUAUGAGGAGGCCUGCUCGUUCACCAUCACGAUCACCCUCUCCUAGAAGAGGUCGAGUGCCACCUUCUAGACGUGGGAGGUCUUAUUCUCCGUCACCUAGUCCACCACGCAGGGGACCUCGUAGGGUAUCACGGAGCCGUAGCCCUCGAAGGCCUAUCAGAGGGAGGAAUAACAGCAGCAGCAGCAGCAGCACCAGCAGCUCUCCUCCACCUAAGCCAUAAAUCAUGAUACAACCUAGCUGAGUUGGACUUUCAGCAGUGCUAUAUGCUUUUGGGGGAAAAUUGAGAUCAAAAUCUGACUUGUAAUCCCUAAUUUGUACCUGGCUGUUGCAGAUGCUACGAUACUUUGCCAAUUAGAAAAUUUCUUCUAUGUUGAAUCAUUGUUAUGAAAGAAAUCAUUUGUAGUUAACAAUUCUGACAUGUUUGGCAAGGUUUGAUAAUUUUCUUGAUUGUAGGGUUCUUAUGUUUGAGAACAUAAUUUCAGAUUAUCAAUUGGAUCGAACCUUCUCUAA